CUCAGCUGUCAGUGACAUUUAUCUUCCAAGGGUCAAACUCAAAACUCAAAAAUGUAUUAUUUAAUUAAAAAUUUAAGUAGUUUUGUGAUUUUUCAUGACUGUGAUUGUGUAAUUAUAUGCGCACUGUAGUAAUAAAAGUAACCGUGGCAAUAUUUUAGUCAGUGAUACGGAUUACCAAUACAAAUCGAUGGAAAUUGAUAAAUGUAGUACGUUGUUAUUUGUGCAAAAACCCCUAUAUUUUUAACAUGAUGGUAUCUAAUGUGCAGUUGCAAGAAAAGUAUAACAAAAUCCGAAGAAAUUUUUGUUUUUACUUGGAUAUUCAAGAACCGAUACUAUCUAGAUCAAUAUCUCGACGGCUACAGGACAUGGGUCUGCGCGAGGAAGUGUUCCUGACGUCACGAGUGACGCACGUGGUGUGCGGCGCGGCGCCCGCAGCGGUCGCGCGAUGUGCGCGGCGUGAGGGCCGCGCGCGCGCCGAUGCCAUGCUGCAGCGGCUUGGCCAGCCGCAACCUCUACCGCAGCCGCAGCCCGCGCACAGGCACCCCUACGUGCAGCUCACCGUUCAGAAGGCUAUAAGUCUAUUGGAUAAACUGUAUGAUACGUUCUUCACGGCACCGCGUAAGGCGCAUGUCAACCUCUUCAGUAAACAUUUUCUCAAGAUUGAAUUUUUGGACAAAUUAUGCAGACCAGUUUACAAAGAGUUUGAUGAGUGGCCCCAAAUAUCAUUAGAACCCGAUCCACCCAAAGAGAAGAGAGAUAAGAAAGAGUCACCUGAAGUCCUUCUUAACGCAAUUCCAUCUAAUAACAACAUUUCCCAGAAAAUGACAAGAAAGAGUCGCCCCCGAAUAAAAGAGAAAGAGGACAAGGAACCCAAAGGGGGUUACUGUGAGAUGUGUAAUGCUGACUAUGUAGAUGCAGCACUCCACAGGCGGUCCCCCCGACACCUGGCCUUCGUCAGGGAUCACACCAACUUCCUGGCACUGGACUCGCUCAUCACCUCUGGUGCUGAUGUCUCCACAUUCCUGGAUAAGUCAACAUCUGUGAAUGGGGAGAGGAGGUCGUUGAGGAAACUGUGCAAUGGCGACGUAGAACCAAAGAGCAAAAGAUCCAAACAAUCUCAAUCGCCGGACAUAAACGGCACAAGUCCUAGAAGGAACGGUCUGGAUGAGGAGAAGAAACAUAACACACGAUGCAGCAAACGCACGAGCGAGUCACAAGCAUCAGAAGACCGUCAGUAUUACAAAGUUGUAGGAGUGAGCACCAAGUUGAGGUCCAGCGGGGGCUUUGCCCCUAAAAAGAAGGACUCCCCUCUGAGGAAUGGAACUAAACCUUUGGUGGUGAAAUUUAGAAAAGUGAGACGUUCAGAAUUAUCAGUAUUAAGUGAUGAAGCUGAACAAUUCAUGUUCCCCAAACGCGCAAGUUCCGCGAGCUCCACUUCUGAUGAUGACGAUGAGGAUGAUGAAGAAGAAAAGGUGGUGAAGAAUACUCGGAGAAAGCCAACCCCACAGCCGCCAGCACCUGAGAGACAAAGAUCAGCCAGACCAUUAGCCUUGAAGGAGGAGUCUUCAGAAGAAGACAGUUGGCCCGAAGACAAGAGAAGACGGAAGAGACGGGGCGCUGGCGCGGGCCGGCGCGGCAAGAAGCCUGCGCCGAAAGCUGUAGCUGUGCAGGAGUCUUCAGCGUUGCCCCCCAGUCCUGUGCCGCCUGUAGUGGAGGCUCUACCGGAGGCUGAAGUCAGCCCGUUGAGAGAGGAGCCUGUGGAGAAGUGUAUGAAGUGGGAGGACGGCAGACUCAAGUACACGCCGGCUGUGGAGCAGUUGGAGUUUGCGUUUGAGUGUGUGCCGCACAGCGAGCCGUGGUUUGAGACCUUCAAGCGGCAGGACCAAGACAAACUGGUUACCAAAAAUGUGCCACAGUACUUUGAACUAUAUUCUAGAUCAGCUAAACUGCCAUAUGAAAUUGGUCAACUACCACCAUUAAAACCAAACUGUUGUCCUUUGAGCGACUUAGUCAAACGAGAGGAGAAACCAGGCCCCUCUAGAUCAUAUGGUACGAGAGGAAUGAAAAAACAGAGAAUAAAGAAGAGAACUGCUGCUCUGAUAGCUCUUGAAAGUCACCCCAGGAAAUCUCCUAGAGAACACGCAUCAACCCUGGCUAUACUCGGAUCUGCAGGGUUGUUGCAGAGACGGAAAAAUGCUGAUGAUGCAAAGUCAACAGCUUCAGAAGACACCAUGAGUGAUGUUCCUCUGAGUAUGAAGAUUGAACCGGUUUUGUCUGAAACGCAGGAAGCCUCGGAGAGACUGCAACAAUUUCUGUCUGAAGUGUUUGAUGAACCCACAGACUAUGAUGUAUCUGAAGGUUUUGUAGGUGAGGAGACUACCGUCAUAGCAGCAAAGAACCUUCCAGAUUUGUCGAGCUUAGUUUCCGAGUGUGAAGACUGUGAUAUAAUUCGGAACGAAAUCAAGCAGUCAACAGCGAACCGGGGACGAAGUAGACGAGGAAAGUUCAAGAAGAACAAAACAGGGUGGCCAAACAAAAAACGGCAUAACAAAAAGGACUCCUUGAUUGUCAGCAGUACAGAGUUGGAGAAUGCUGAUAGUCUGGAUCGGUCGUCUGCAGAACCUCCUGAAGAUGAUACAACGCAGGACACUAUGAGCGAAGCAACUUUGUCGGAAACUGAGAAAGACGAGGACACUUUAAUUGAAGAUACUUCACAAGGUGAUGACGAGACAUUGAAAUCUUCAAAUGAAACUGCAGAAAAAACAGUACCAAUGGAUGUAGACAGAGAUGAUUCGUUAACAGAUGAUCAUCCCUUACAACUGGACUUGAAAGUUGUUGUACACGACAAUGAGAAGUCCCCUUCAAAAGUGGAGAGUGAGAAAGAGGAGAACAACACAUCCCUGUCAUCGUCUGAUGGAGAGGAGUCAGAAGAGAAGACGAACAGGAAAAAUAGGGUUCUACAAGGGUUACUCCUCCAGCCUAUAGUGAGGGUCGCCCGAGUUGACACGUCCGCUGGUCGAAGGUUGCGGUCAGCAGGGCGGGCGCGACCGCACCGGCCCAGCUAGCGUAUACACACCCGACUCAGUGGAUGAAGUGAAGUGUAAAGUGAAUAAGAAUAUAGUGGAGUGAAAUGAUCACACCAGUGGACUAUAUACUGACGUUGCAACUCCUAUUUGCUUCUUUGAGUGACUUGUAGAAUUUAAUUUCUAGACUUAUUUGUAGAAGUGACAGAGACAUAACACAGGAAUAAUAAUAUAUUGUGUUGUAUUUAUUCUAUUUAUCUGAUUAUAAUUGUGCAUGUCCCAAGUGAUAGAAACUAUACUCAACAAGUAUUAAUUGAUUUGUAUGUGGAUGCAUUGUCAUUUCUAUACAUAUUUUUCUGUACAAUCUGUCACUUAGGAUGUGCACUUAUAAAUGAGUUGUGGCAACGUUGAAACUGGUUUUGAAGAUAAAUCAGUAUACUGAGCCAAUGUAAACCAAAAUCGACAACUUAAGCUUAGGUAAUUACCACCAAAAUAUGUCAUACUUUGUACAGACAAUAGACCCAACCAACCAAGGGACAGUUUUUGUAUGGUCUGAGAGUUGUCCAACUUUUCUAGAUUUAUGAUACAGUGGCCCCAAAUUACAUUACAAUUACCAUAGUAUUACGUAAGGUGGCAUUAUUUAUAGUCUUGCUAAGCAAGUAGCAAAGAUUACAAAGAUUAUUUUAAUAAAAAUCAUUGAUGAUUUUGAAAAAAAAAAAUCACUGCCACUUGAUGAAAAAAGACAUUGUCAAUGUUGUUUUAUUGAAAUAAGUGAUUGUAAAAACAAUGUAAUGGCUGAUAUUUUGAAUCAUACAUCAAGAUGCAUAAUUGACACUUUGGGCUUAUCUUAAAAAACUAUUGUUUUUAUUGUAACCUUCAUUUUGAAAUACUUAAUUUCACUACACACUAAAUGAAUUUUUCUUUAAAUGCAAAAUUAGUCAAUACUAUGAAUAAUGCUGCCGUACUACAAAAGACUUUAUCUUAUUAAUAUCCAUUUUUGAGAAAUUGCAUUUCUCAGCAAGUCUAUGAGUCAGGGGGUUUUGAGUCUUAAUAAAAAUAUUUAAAUGACAGUAUAUGUAACCAUAUGCGAGGACCUCAUUCAUGAGAGUUACCACAAAACACUGUUUUUGAAGAUACAGUGUAUUGCCACAGCUAAAACUACUAAGUUUUCUUUUGUACAUAGAUGGUUGACUAACAAUAUCCAUUUUAUAAGUUUUCUUCUAUGUGUUAUUUACAAUGGAAAAGCUUUUUUGUUUUCUUUAUGAAAGGCAUAAAAAGUAGAUUUCUGGGCUGUGAAUAAUUGAAAAAAAAAACUAAACUUUUAGAAUAUUGAUUUUGUAUACAGCUCUAUAUUAAAAAUGACAAAUGUGUUACAAUGCACUUCACAAGUGUCAUACAAUCUGUAUUUAAAGAUGAAGAUUGAUAUUUAUCAUUCAUUUCAAGCUUACUGCUACUCCAUAUAUAAUAUAGAUAUACAGGGUUUUAUUUAGUUAUUUACUACCUAAAUGUUCAAAAAAAUUACAGAUUACCCGAACCUAUUAAAUAAAAAAAAACCUUGAUGAUAGAUUUGAACAAUUUUUAAACAGUUUAGUUUGAUUAAUGAUUGACUUGAUGUGAAUGAUAAAUUCAAUAUUCAUGAAACAAAACUGGCCUACUACACCUUAUAGUCAGAGACUAUAGUUGAUAACACUCCCAUGAUAUGCGGGCGACGGGCGGAAAUACUGCGCGGGUGUGAAAUUGUGCGUGCGGGGAAGUGACGUCUAUCAGUCGUGGGUUUUUCAUUCAUCGCUACACGCCACCCUGCCCGCGAGCAACAUCGGAAGUGUUACGAAUGAGGAUGCCAAGCUAUACACUAUGCCCCAUUCAUUAACAUGAAUUGAUAUUUAAACCUGAAUUAUCUUCAAAGUAAAGUGGACCAUAUCACUUCUGUUUAAAGUUCACUUAACUACAAAUUUCUUCAAAGUAAAGUGUACUUUAAAUAGGUUUUAUCCAUGUUUAAAAAGAAACAUAUAUACAGCCGAACGUAGAACCUCCUCCUUUUUGGAAGUUGGUUAAAAACAAAAUAAGGCUGUAAGGAAAGCACUAGGAGAAUUACAAAAAUGUAUAAAAACCUAUAAAAUGUAAAAACUACUAAUUUAUUUACUGUAAAAUAAUUUAUGUUUUCGAAUACUUAGCUAAUAAUUUAAUUAUUUUUUUCUAUUGAUUUUGAAAGAUUUUUUUUUGUUUUCAUUGGAGUUUGACACUGAAAAAAGGGAUGUGUGAUAAUUAUUUUUUGUUUUUAUUAUUUUCCAUACUGUUCGUUAUUUUUUUUUUGUCUUAUACAACUUGAUUUCAUGUGAAUUUGUUUUAAUGCUGAUGCCAUGUCGUGAGUUAUAAGAUAAAACUUAAUUGAAACAAUUAGUGGCAGAGGCUAGAUACUUAUCAGAGUAGUUUUAUACAAAUAAAGCGAUUUUAAUUUUUUCCUCAACCAAACAUAAAUAUUGCAUACAACUUUGUCAGGAAUUUAGAACAUAGGGUAGGUGAUCCUACUCUUAACCCUUCAGGAAAAAUGUUCCCAAGGGAUAUAAAAACAUUUACAUUGGUAGCUUGUUAAGGUUAAUUUAUUAAAAACGGCAGUUCAGCCCGAUCAGAAAAAUAGAAUUUUUUGCCAUCUUGUGGAAAAAAAUGGAACUAAUUUCUUCUAUUUGCCUAUAAGUAUUGUAUUCAUUACAAUAGAGAAUGGCAACCCCAGACAAAAUUUCUCUGAUUCACUAUAAAACAAUUUUGUAAAAAGUUACAUGAUCUAAAUGUUAAUUUUCCUCUAUUUCAAUUAAGACACAAUUUAAAAGUGGAAUAUGUAUUUAUUUUUGGUUCUGAAAGAGGUUCAUACCAAUUUAGUAAAGAUAAUUAUUAUUUAUAUAUUGAUUAUAUAAGUAAUAAUAAUAUCAUAACAUGAUUAUCCUUUAAAAUUCCAACAAAUUUAGUCGUUACUUAUUGAAGGUGUGAUAUUUAUUUCGUUAUUCGUAGCUGUUUGUUUAUUUUUUUGAAAACCAUAGACAUAGCCAAAAACGAGUAUUGUUCUCCUGUUUCUUUUUUUUUUAAUGAAAUAAAUGUCGCUUUUUGUUACUUCAAAAUAGACAUUCCUUUAGAGAUUGACGUCAGCAUACAUUUCUAAAUACAGUUAAGUGUCACAAAGAUGUUACAGAUAUUAUGUCAUUAGUUGUGAAUGUUAUGGCAUUUUAUACUCCUACAACAUGCCUACAACAAAAUUGGAUCUUACAUAAAUAAUUUUAUGGUAAUUUAAAAAUAACAUGAAAUGACAGAUUCAUUGUUUUUAUGUGUAAUGACUAUAUAGAACUGUCGUGAAAAAGAUCUUUAUCUGCAAUAUUUAUCAGGUUUUUUGUUGUUGUAAAUAGUGUUAAUUUAAGUUUUGUUGAACUGUGAGUAUUGUUUGCGUGAUAGUGUUGGCAGUAAAUUGAUAUACUGUUUAGCAAAUAUAUAGAAACUAAAUAAUCGACGUUUACUCGAUUAAAACAGUAACACCAAACAUAGUUGGUUCUGUUGAUCUCAAUUUAGUAAAAAUAUAUUUUAAAACUAAAAAUAUUUUUUUUUUAGUCUAUUUAUUUAUUAUUGGUAAACAACAUCUAAAAUUAACUUUAAUGUCAUUUAAAAAAUUGGUUGCCUGUAAAGUCGGUAUACGGGCGAAAGUUUUACGUGACAACGACUUUGAGUGGUAAAAUAGUUUUAAUGUGAAUAUCCAUAAUUUGAACCGGUGUGUAUGCCUAUCUCUCUCACUCUCUCUCUCUCUCUCGCUCUGUCUCUCUCGCUCUUAGGCGGGCCAACUGUGCUCGAGUGGAAGGGACGCGUGCCUCUCACUCGCUCUCAUUGUGAGCGCAUAACGUGAGCGGAGCGUAACGCAGUUUCUUGAAGUGUCACCCGGCAAACCAAUUUAUAAGACGUUGUCACGUCAAAAUUUUCAUGGUGUAAAAUUGCAGGUAUUUCGCGUCUGUCUUUUGAAUUUUACUUUUAUUUUGAGUUAGAACUUAAAUUAGCUUAUAAUGAUGAUAUUUUAAAAGAUAAUUUAUUUUAACGUUUUUUUGAGUAUUGUCUAUUAUAUACAAAGUUGCUACCACACCUUCCCGACAUAGUGUCGUGAAACUUAAUGUAUUUCAGCUGAUUCUGAAGGCCUCUUUUUUGCUUGUUUUACAAAAUCAUUCGGACAGGUUUCGAAUGGAUUAUGACUUCGGAGUUUUUUUUUUGUUUAUGAAAGGCUUAAAAACUAGAUUUCUGGGUUUUGAAUAAUUGAAAAAAAAGACUUAACUUUUUUAUUUAAAUGAAUAUGUGAAUAUUGGUUUUACAAAUGGUUUACGACUUACGGAGUCUUUGUUUAGAAGUUUGUUGUUUUUAUGUUUAGCUAACACUAUUGCACAAGCAAUUCGAUGAAUUUGCACUGAGAGCUUAGCCUGUAAAUAAAUUGAUGUUCUUUCGUAUGCUUAUGGUAUGUUUUAGUUUGGAUGGAAGUUGUUAAUAUCCAGUUUCGUCAGUAAAGUUGUAAAAAAUAAAAGUAAAAUAUUCGUA
Messenger RNA from Bicyclus anynana (squinting bush brown), 7580 nucleotides. RefSeq names its product nucleolar protein dao-5 (gene chif). The coding region runs from base 246 to 3065 and encodes 939 amino acids. Gene Ontology annotation, molecular function: zinc ion binding; nucleic acid binding. The transcript has 12 exons. The record is from RefSeq and is a predicted model, not a curated record. Lineage: Eukaryota; Metazoa; Arthropoda; Insecta; Lepidoptera; Nymphalidae.